Molecule: messenger RNA, 468 nt
Organism: Ogataea philodendri
Lineage: Eukaryota; Fungi; Ascomycota; Pichiomycetes; Pichiales; Pichiaceae
Exons: 1
Coding region: 1-468 (155 amino acids)
Cellular component (GO): COP9 signalosome
Source: RefSeq, a predicted model, not a curated record
AUGAGAAAUACGUACUCUUUACAGUUUAACGAGUACGGCGAUGUUUGGCGCCAGAACCCGACCGCCGUGAGCGAGCUUUUUGCAUUCGGCACGGUGAGCGACUACAUGAACAACAAGGCGCUUCUCGGGGAGCUCACUGACCACCAAUUGCUCAAAUUGCGACAGUUGACGUUGAUGUCAUUGGCACGUCAAAAGACGCUGAGUUUUGAUACUGUUGCGGAGCAGCUGGCGUGUUCCGACGUGGUGCGCACGCUGGCACUGCUCGCACGAACACCGUUGCUGGAGCUGGAGAUUGACGAGCUCGCGGGACAGGUCACCGUGAAAAAGGCAAGUCCCAGAGACAUCUGGGUGCACGGAGACCCAAAGACAACGUUCACCAAGCCUCUUAAAAUCAACGAUCUACUCAAGGAACUCAACUACGACACAGAAACAGCCACGUCGACGCUCAAACGCCGUCUCGAAAGCUGA